Messenger RNA from Cinclus cinclus, 4879 nucleotides. RefSeq names its product ERCC excision repair 6 like 2 (gene ERCC6L2). The transcript is spliced from 19 exons. Bases 176 to 4783 code for a protein of 1535 amino acids. Gene Ontology annotation, molecular function: ATP binding; ATP-dependent chromatin remodeler activity. NCBI's taxonomy places the organism in Eukaryota, Metazoa, Chordata, Aves, Passeriformes, Cinclidae. The record is from RefSeq and is a predicted model, not a curated record.
UGCGGGGUCAGGCACGGGGCUCUUCCCUGAGGCGCCCUGGGGGCUCUUGAGGCGCCCGCUCUGCCGUGACCCGCCCGGCGGAGGGGCGGCGACGGGUCCUCAGCGCACCGGUGUCCGUCGGCCGCCGGUGGCUCCGCCCGCGGGCCCAUCGGGCUUUGAACAGCCAAAAGUUAAAAUGUGUGAUGAUGAUAUUCCAGACCGUUGGUGUAUUGGGGAGAAAUGCCUUGCCCCUUGUUUUGAAAAUGGAAAACUUCAUGAAGGAACAAUAACUUCUCUUGAAAAGGACAAGAAUGGAAAAUCAUUUGCUGUUGUAUCAUCCUUGGAGUCUGAAGAAAGGAAGAUACAAGUGACAAAACUUUGUAAAGUCAAAGACAGUAGAGGACCCUGGAAGAGCUUAAUAUUUGAUGAGGCUGAUCUGGAAAAGCCAUAUUUUCCUGACCAAAAUCUUCCGUCUCCUGCGGUUGCUUUUAAAUUAUCUGACAAUGGUGAUUCUAUCCCGUAUACAAUUAACAGAUACCUGCGUGAUUAUCAAAGGGAAGGAGCCCAGUUUCUGUAUAGACAUUAUGCUAAUAAAAGAGGGUGUAUUCUUGGAGAUGAUAUGGGCCUUGGAAAGACAAUACAGGUCAUUUCGUUUUUGGCUGCAGUGUUGCACAAAAAAGGAACACAUGAGGAUAUUGAAAAUAAUAUGCCAGAAUUUUUACUGAGGACAAUGAAAAAAGGCUCAGAUUGUAACCUCAAAAAGACUUUCCUUAUAGUGGCCCCUCUUUCAGUGCUGUACAACUGGAAGGAUGAGUUAGACACAUGGGGAUACUUUAAGGUCUCUGUCUUACAUGGCAGUAAAAAGGACGAUGACAUGAGUCGCAUCAAGCAAGGGAAAUGUGAAGUUGCUCUUACAACGUAUGAGACACUCCGCCUGUAUUUGGAUGAAUUUAACAGUAUAGAGUGGUCUGCUGUGAUAGUGGACGAAGCACAUAGAAUCAAGAAUCCAAAGGCUCAAAUAACUCAAACCAUGAAGUCAUUAAAAUGCAAUGUUCGCAUAGGUCUUACUGGAACCAUUCUUCAAAACAAUAUGAAGGAACUUUGGUGUGUUAUGGACUGGGCUGUACCAGGACUUUUAGGUAGCAGAGUACAUUUCAAGAAGAAAUUUUCUGAUCCAGUGGAGCAUGGCCAGAGGCACACUGCAACUAAAAGAGAGCUAGCAACAGGUCGUAAGGCCAUGGUGAAGCUAGCAAGAAAAAUGUCUGGCUGGUUUCUGAGACGUACCAAAGCGCUUAUCAGUGAUCAGCUGCCAAAAAAGGAAGACAGAAUGGUGUUUUGUUCCCUAACUGAAUUCCAGAAAGCGGUGUACCAGGCUGUGCUAGAGACAGAUGAUGUAACCUUGGUGUUAAGAGCAGGAGAGCCCUGUAGCUGCAACAGUGGCCGGAAAAGGAAGAACUGUUGUUACAAAGUAAAUGCACAUGGUGAAACGAUUAAGUCAUUGCGCUUCAGUUACCUCAUGAUCCUACAGAAGGUUGCAAAUCAUGCUGCACUCCUGCAGACAGACAACACUAGCAAGCUGCAGGAAGCGCAUAUCAAACGAGUUUGCAGCCAAGUAUUUUCCAGUUUUCCGGAUUUUGUGCGGUUAAGCAAAGAUGCAGCCUUUGAAACAAUUUCAGAUCCAAAAUAUAGUGGAAAAAUGAAGGUCCUUCAGCAGCUUUUAAAUCACUUCCAAAAAAAUAAGGAUAAAGUUCUUCUUUUCUCCUUUUCCACAAAGUUGCUUGAUGUGCUGGAACAGUACUGCAUGGCAUCUGGGCUAGAUUACCGAAGACUUGAUGGAAAUACAAAAUCAGAAGAUAGGAUCAGAAUUGUAAGAGAGUUCAACAGCAUUCAGGAAAUUAACAUAUGUAUUGUAUCUACAAUGGCUGGUGGACUGGGUCUUAAUUUUGUUGGUGCCAAUGUUGUUAUACUGUUUGAUCCUACAUGGAAUCCAGCAAAUGAUCUUCAAGCGAUUGACAGAGCUUAUAGAAUUGGCCAACACAGAGCUGUUAAAGUGUUUAGAUUGAUAUCCUUGGGAACUGUGGAAGAGAUUAUGUACUUGCGACAAGUUUAUAAACAGCAACUUCACUGUGCAGUGAUUGGAACUGAAAAUGCCAGGCGGUACUUUGAGGCAGUGCAAGGAUCAAAGGAACAUCAAGGAGAGCUUUUUGGGAUUCAUAACCUUUUCAAACUUAGGAGUCAUGGGUCCUGUCUUACCAAAGACAUACUAGAGAGGGAAGGACGGGUAGAAGCAGGAGUCAUGACAGCAACUACAUGGUUGAAGGAAGAGAAUCGUUCAUACAGCUCAGAAAAGUAUGAACAGCCAGACCAUCAUGAAGAUGGAGAUCCCCAAAACACUCAGGCACAAUUAAAAAGAGAAGAAACGGAUUUUUGGGAUGAUUUCAGUGAUGAUGAUAUUCUGGAGAAUUCUGUGAAAAAAUGUAAUGGAAGGAAGCCAUACAAUGAAAAUAAAUUUGCAGUAACAAAAGGACAGCUUUCCUUAAUGAAGUGUGGAUUCUCUAAGUUGUUGCAGAGAGAAAUUGAAACUACCAAAGAAGGGGAUGAUAAUUGUAACUCUCACCAUUCAAGUUCUGCUGGUCACAGUAUACGAAAAAAUGUAAAUAGCAAGCAUGGUGGUUUUCAGAAAUGUCAAACCAGUGUGCCUGUUUUGGAGCAUGGGAAAGCUGUUCUGUCUCCAAAUGGAACUGAUAAACAAGAUAUGCACAGUACAGACUGGCUUGGUUUAACAGGCUCUGAGGAGGAAGGGGACAGAAAAAAUGAGAAUCAAGGCAUCUCAAAGCAAUGUGAUGUAGUCAUGGAAACUGAAAGUAGUUCUGAAGUGGAUGAUGAUGUCAUCUUUCCUACCCAAGUUAAAGUAUGCCAGCAACCAGUGCUUACUAAAGAAGUUGAAAUGCAUGGGUCAACAUCUGAAAAUUGUGAAGAGUUAGCAAAAGAAAAGGCUGGGUUUGUGUCUAAGGGAAACAGUAGACAAUUUGGAUUCCGCAGCACUGAGUCAAAUUUCAGCAAUGCCAUGUGUUUUGAAGAUGUCAAGAAUGACAUAGAUUUGAAAGGAGAAAGUGACAUAAGUGAUGAGUCUGAUGAUAUUGAACUUUCCCAUAAUUCUGAAUCAAGAAAGUUAGGAACUUUGGGUUUUCCAAAGUGGAAAGAGAGAUGUGCCCUUAACAAUGAACUAGAUAAUGUCUCUAAAUCUCUGCUACAAGCAAAGAAGCCCCAUAGAAAAGGAAAGGAACGUGGUUCUCAGAAUAUAGAUGAAUUCUCAUCCUCUGAAGACAACUUUCCAGUUGAGAAAAUUCACACCAGGAAGCAAAGCUAUAGGAGUAAACAACAGAGAGGCAGAUUUCAGUUUGGGUCUAAAAUGCUGUGUCCUAUUCAAGAUACCUCUAUUGCACAAAUGAAGUCUAAGUCAAGUUAUGCUAUGCAUAGAACUUACUCAAGUGAAACUGUAUUUGAGCAUCGAGAGAAAACAAUGGAAUCAAUGGACAAAUAUUUAGAUGGUGUUCAAGAAGUGGCAUAUAUUCAUUCAAAUCAGAAUGUGGUUGGAUCCAGCAAGGCUGAAAAUCAUUUGAGCCGGUGGGCAGUGCGAGAUGUAUUUGAGUUGAAGCAGUUUUCCCAGCUCCCUGCUAAUGUAGCUGUCUGUAGUGCCAAGAAAAAAUAUGAAGUCCCAGAAGACAAUACUUCAGAGAACAAAGUUGUUAAGGAAAGGCAAGAAAUGUUGAUGAACAGUAAGCAACAUCAUCUGUAUGUUACGCAUCCUGUGACCCAGAGAAGCAAAAAAGUACACAGAGUAGGUUCAACCACCUUCUUGAUUGGAAAGACACCCAAAAGAAUACGCAGGAGACAAUUUGAGGAAAUGGUAUCUCACUUUAAUAUGGGAUCCGUGAAAGACCUUGCAGAACAUAUUGCAAAAGCUACAUCAGAAACCAGGCAGAAGAUGUUGAAAGAAUUCUAUGUUUCCAAGCAUCCAGAGAUGGAGCCUUUCUUCUCACUUGAAAUACCAGCAGAAGCUUCACAUAACUGUGAGGAAAGAGAACAGGGUGCAACACACUCCAGAAAAAGAAAAUCCAUUGUUAAUUUUGGGAGAUCUAAGUCCAUAUUUCUCAGUGGAACUGCAGAAGCACAGACCCAGGAUAGCUGUAAAGGAAAAGCAGAACAGCUUCACAGAGACUCCCACUUGCAAGAUAUGUUUGUUGAUGCAAAAUGUAAGCAGUCACCAACUGUGGCGACUCAACAUACCCAAAGACGAAACAGUCAGGCUUUCAAGGAUUUUAUGGCAUCCGGCUCGUUAAGCAGUAAAUCAGGAAUAAUUGAGGUGCUGCCUAGAAAAAGUUGUGAAGGACAGCAAGACUCAGAAGGAACACAGUUACCAACAAAAAAAUCUAUGUCUCAGUCAGAAAAUGGAGAGAGAAAAGCUCAGAUUUGCAAGAAAAAUUCUUUUGUCGACUUACUUGGAGAUACCUCUAUUCUUGAUGAAAUAUUCAGAAAUGAUGGAAAUAGGUCUACAGGAUCACCAAGGAGAUUCUCUUCAGGACAAGCAGAAAAAUCAAAGGGGAGACCAAAAGAUUUCUGGGAUAUGCUGAAUGAACAGAAUGAAGAGAGCCUUAGAAAGCUCACAGAUCUAGCAGUCAUAGAGAAGCUUUGUGAAAGAGCCCCUCAUUCCACAGUGACAGAAGAGAGAGAAGUGCAUGAAAGUUCUCUUUGGAAAAGAAAUGAAACUUUUUUGUGGAAAAAAUACAGUGCAGAUGACUGAGAUGAGCCAUCCACUGCUAGAUUUUGUAAUGUAGUGAAAUGAAAUUUUUCAAUGUAAGUUUUCACUAUAACUAUUUUAUUUGAACUUUGACAGCGU